AUGUUCGAAAUUACAUUCUUGGGUACAAGUGGUGGUCCGUUAGAGUCUUUUACUUGUUCUUUAAUAAUUAAACCAGAAGAUAUAACUUAUGAAACAUUAAGUAUAGAUGAUCAAAAUAAUUUAGAUAGUUUAAUUUGUAUUGAUGGUGGAAGUGGAAUUGCUAGUUUAACUUCAAUCAUAUAUCAAGAGAGUAAAUACAAGACUUCAAAAUGUAAUUUACUUGACUAUUACGAUGAUUCAGAAGAUAUACAAUAUUAUUAUAAUACAAAUAAUUUAAAAAUCACCACCCCAUUUAUAAAUUUAAAUCAAUUACAAUGUAUUAAUUACACUAAGAAAUUGUUUAACAAAUUGAACAACUUCUUAAUAACUCAUCCACAUUUAGAUCAUGUAAAUGGAGUAGUCAUAAAUUCAGCAGGUUAUACAACAGAGAAAAAUUAUAUUCCAAAAUUAAUAUAUGGUUCAAAAUAUACAACUACAUCAUUACAAUCAAACUAUUUUAAUGGGAUAGUAUGGCCUAAUAUGCCAAGUUUUAAUGUUGUUAAUUUGAUUGAACUUAAAUUUAAAAAGAAAUAUACAAUUGGUAAUUAUACAGUCAUAAUGUUUCCUUUAUCGCAUGGUGAAUUAAAUAUAAUUGAAGAUUAUCAACGUAAAACACAUACUGACAAAAGAAGUUCAAGUGUAACUACCAUCCCACAAGGUAUAAAUUUAAAAGAUUUUAAUAAUGCAAGAAAAUCAUCAACUGCUUCACAAUCAUCAUCUUUAAAUGAAGAUAAUAUGGAUAUAAAUGAAGUAUCAAAAAAUCAUUAUCUAUCAUCAGCAUAUUUAAUCGAAUUAAAUUCGUCAUUUUUAUUAAUUUUUGGAGAUUUUGAAUCUGAUUUAAUUAGUCAAUUGAAUUAUAAUUUAAACAUUUGGAAAUUUAUAUCUCCAUUGAUAAUUAAUAAGCAAUUAAAAGCUAUUAUAUUAGAAUGCUCGAAUGGGUUAGAAACUAAUGAAAAUGAAUUAUAUGGUCAUCUCACACCUAAGCAUAUUAUUGAAGAGUUAAAAAUAUUGGAAAAACAAUGUAAAUUAAUUGAUGAAAACAUAGAGAAACCCUUAAAAGGGUUAAAUAUUUUAAUUAAUCAUGUCAAAGAGCCUAUAUUAUCAAAUAACGAUGAAAAUUUUAAAGAUCCAAGGAAACAAAUAUUACAAAAUUUAUUAAAAUUAAAUGAAAGUGAAAAAUUGGGAGUUGAUUUCUCAAUUGCAUUAGGUGGUACAUCAAUAAUAGUAUGA
Messenger RNA from Insectozyma verbasci, 1269 nucleotides. Lineage: Eukaryota; Fungi; Ascomycota; Pichiomycetes; Serinales; Debaryomycetaceae. The record is from the annotation of a GenBank genome assembly.